This is a messenger RNA of Cutaneotrichosporon cavernicola, 753 nucleotides long. RefSeq lists its product as uncharacterized. Lineage: Eukaryota; Fungi; Basidiomycota; Tremellomycetes; Trichosporonales; Trichosporonaceae. Gene Ontology annotation, molecular function: RNA binding; DNA binding. Bases 1 to 753 code for a protein of 250 amino acids. Gene Ontology annotation, cellular component: nucleolus; exosome (RNase complex). The record is from RefSeq and is a predicted model, not a curated record. Gene Ontology annotation, biological process: regulation of gene expression; maturation of 5.8S rRNA. The transcript has 4 exons.
AUGGACGCCGACCCAGUCGCAACCCUCCGGGACUUCAAUGUCUCCCUCGACACAAUCGAGGCGGCCUUGGUUCCCCUCCUUGCGCGACCCCUAACUGAAACCCGUGAAGCUCUAGGCUCGAUCGAGCGGGCCAAGUUGGACGUGCUACUUGCGUAUACCGUUAACAACCUCGUGUGGAUGUACCUCCGCAUGCGCGGGAUCGAGCCUGACAACCAUGGGGUUGCCAAGGAGCUUCGCGUUAAGGGGUAUUAUGACAAAGUCCGCGAUGCUGAGGAUGGUACCAAGCCGAAGACCCGCAACCGCAUCGACAAGGACGCUGCCAAGCGCUUCAUCACCCACUCGAUUGGGGCACCGGCCAGCUCGAACGCGGCCAUGGCGCGGCGACAGGCCGAGGCAGCUAUCCGUGAGCGCCAGGAGGGCGAAAGUCGGGCGACCCGCGCCAACCGGUUCCGUCACGUCGCGGCCGAGGGGGAGCGCCUGAGUGAUGGCGAGGAGGAGGAAGACGAGGAGGAGGAGGAGGAGGAGGAAGAGGAGAAGGAGGAGGAAGACGAGGAGAAAGACGAGGAGGAGGGGAUGGAAGUGGAUGAGGAGCACGAAGAGCCAAUAGGUGAUUCAGAGGACGAGGCGGCCGCACUCCUCGCUGAGGUCGACGACGAAGUCGACAGCAUGGUGCCUGAGCCUGCUGAAGCGCGCGUCGACGCCCCGUCUAGGCGGUCGAAGCGGAAGCGCGCCGAGGACCUGAUGUGCGCAUAG